CUGCAGGCGUCCGCCUCACUGCUGUCAGUCCUGCCUGGUUGUCUCACUGGUUCUCUCGUCAUUGCAGUCGUGUGUCCUUCCUCGUGUGCUUCGUUGUUCGUCUGUGUGUCUGUGACCAGUGACUGUGUACACUAGCCUUGUGUAUCCAAUGUUUCACACUAGACAUUAUUACUGUCGUGAUUAAAUUAAGGAUUCCACCGAGCACCUACAACACCCUUCCAGAAAAUUCAGGAAUAAAUCACCACACAAUCAGUGCUGCAGGUGUUCGAGCCGUCAAUUCAGACCUUAUUAUUCUGAUAGUGGAUGCAAAAGAAUUUGGUCAACCAGAAGAGGACAUCUCAGCUUUAUCCUAAAAUAACAAAAGUUCAAUCUUUCCAAGUGAACAAAUUGGAAUAAUCAUAUUGCAGUUCUGAAGUAUAAGAUUGCUUGGAGUAGAACAUAAAUGAGCUGGAGGGCUAAGGUUUGACUGAUAGAAGGGUGAAAGCAAAAAAGGAGUCAGUGGCCGUCAGUUAUUGUGUUUGUGAUGGAACAGUCUGGUUAUUGAGGUAACAAAAAUAUUGAAGACAAGAAAUUGAGUUUGUCAGGGCAAUCAGGGAAAGUGUUGUUCAAUUUGUUGCAGUUUUGAUUAAGGAUAUUGUGUUUAAUAGAGGCUUAGUAAUGCAGUUAGAUUGAUAAUUCAGGAUUGGAGGAGAUUGAUUGAGGACUGUUGUUGAGAAUGGUUGUGACGUGAAGUCGACGCACGACUUCCAAUGAGCAUGACGUCAUCGCUGAGCGGAGGAGCGGUGUCCUCCUCCGAGGAGGAGCAGGAUCACGACCAGGAGGAGCAGGAGCAGGAGAUCACGGUGGACUCAUGCGAGGAGGAGGAGGAGGAGGUGAGCGAAAGUCACGUGGCCAGGCCGAGUCUGGCGUUUAGCAUUUCGCGACUCCUCGGCGAGCAGAUAGAGCCGGGUCGGAGGCAGCGCCAGGAUGAGCAGGAUGCCGCGUCGGCGGCCGCCUCCCUCUGCCCCCAGCUGCCCAUGUUCGCCCCGGGCGGCGUCAUCCGUGUGCCGGCCCAGCGACCACCGCCCCCCGGCUUCCCCUGGCUGGCCAUGGAUCCCGCCUCCCUCAUGCACCGGUCUGCUGCCGCAGCCGCCUUCGCCUCCCAUCUUGUCAAAGAACGUCUCUCGGCGACGUUUCCGAUGACGAGACGCAUCGGUCACCCGUACCAGAACCGCACGCCGCCCAAGCGCAAGAAGCCGCGCACUUCCUUCACGCGGCUGCAAAUCGCCGAACUGGAGAAGCGCUUCCACAAGCAGAAGUACCUGGCGUCGGCCGAACGCGCCGCGCUUGCCAAAACGCUCAAAAUGACCGACGCACAGGUCAAAACAUGGUUCCAGAAUAGACGCACCAAGUGGAGGAGGCAGACAGCAGAGGAGCGUGAGGCUGAGAGACAAGCAGCCAACAGACUGAUGAUGUCGCUGCAAGCUGAGGCGCUGAGCAAAGGCAUGUACCACCAGCCGCAUGCGGACCGCGACAACUCGCUCACCGCGCUACAGUCGCUGCAGCCCUGGACGCCGACCGCGCCGCUCCCACCCCCCGCGUCCGACCAUCAUCCCUACUCCAGUGCGCCCAUCGCGUCUCCAAUCUGUUAGUGCAAGUGCACCUUCCACUCUCCUACUGACUGUCCGACAAUGUAUCGUCCGACCGCUGAAUCCACUCCUCUACAGCUAGUCUCUCAUUAUCAAACUUUCAGCAUUGGUUGAAUUGGGAACAUCAAUGUUAUUCAGGGAAUAGUAACUGAUUCGUUGAACGAUUCUCGAACAUAGCUGCUAGCUGGACAUCUACGCGGGUGAUUGAAGUGUGCAAUAGGAACGGUUUGAUUAUCACAGUUGGGACAUUUGGUUGAGAAUGGACACUGUAUCAACAAACUUUUGAAUCAAUUAGGUUGGGGUUUCCAGUGUUUUGUUACCUGGUCAUCAAAGAUUAUAAUUCCAUCAAAAAUGGAUUUCUGGACUGCGAUCAACGAUUCAACAUGUCCAUGAAGAUUGGAUCCAUUUCAAACUUUUUCAAGCGUAUAAUUAAGUGUGCAAUAAAAUCUUUUUCGUUAUCAAAGUUGGACAUUCAGUUGAAAUUGAUAACCAUCUCAAGAUCUUGGAGAGUGCUUGCUUGAUGAACAUUUAUUCAGCGGAAAAUGGAUAAGGAUCUGUUUGUAAUCGAUGUGUCUAGGAAUCAACAAGUCAAAUGAAGAACUGCAUCUGACUCUCAUUUCAAUCGAUAGGACUGAGCAGAAAAUGAAAAAUCUUUGCGAAAAUCAACAAAUCAAGAUGGAGCUAUCACUACGGACUUUCAGGUUCACGCGAUGAGCUUCAGUUGAAGAUGAAUGAAUAAUUAGUGUGGAAAUAUGUUCAAUGUGAUAGAAUCAAUGAGUGAUUCAAUGACCUUUUGUAGUCGUUGCUUAAAAAUUCAGUGCACCAGUGAAGUUAAUGGUUGAAAACUUGAAAAAUGAACUUGUAGAUAAUUUCAACGUUCAAACGUUAUCUCGUACCUCAACAUUCUAAGCCACGUAGAUUAAAAAUUUAGUAAUACGAUUGAAAUUGUUUUAAUAACCGCAUAAUUGAAUUUUGUACAUUGAAGUAUUAGAAGUUGAUAGCUAUGAAACGUUUUUAGAUCUACGAGAAUUCGAAAUUCGGAAUGUGAAAAAGGGAAUUUAUUUUAUAAUUUCUGUGGAAACCUUUAUGAUCUUAUCAUGAACGUUUCAAAUCAAAAAUGAUCUCAUUCCAGGCGAACUAGACAAUCUAUCGCUAAUGAAGAAGCUUAUGUUUGUAGUCCAUAGAACCAUAGUAAUUUCAACCUUCGAAUUUAUAGAAAUCUUGGAGAUUAUUUAUUUACAAUAUCCAUCCAUGGACUCUACGACUGAGUUCAAUUAUAAGAUAAAAUUUCCUCCUUAUUGUUCUUCUUUUUCAAAAAUUAAGAAUACUAGCUCAAUGAAAAUUAUAAUUCUUUAAUCGAAAACUCAUCUUUCUACCAUAAAGCUUUAGAGAAUUUCGUAUUUAUUGACCUUGACAAAAAUUUAAAUUGGUCUUCCCAGGGCUACCUGAAUAUUUAGUAUGAGCAAAUCCUAUUUGACCACUAAGCAGCAAAAAUUCACAAAUUAAAAUAACAGCUUAUCAAUAAUAAUUAUUACCGUAUUAUAAGGUUUGUGCUGAUUACGUGAAGUUUUGACAAUCAUCACAUAGGUAUCAAAAUCUGGAUGUCAAAUAUGUAGGAUGACUCCAAAUGAACAAACUCAGUUAAUCACAAUCCUCUGUUAUUCGAAACAAAAUUAUCUCAUGAAUCGGAUUUUAUAAAAACAAAUAAUAAUAAUUUGAAAACAGUAGUAGGAUAAAAAAUAUGUUGGUUAGUUUUCAAAAAUUAAUUCAAUUCAUGAGAAUGUCUACACUCGUGCAAAUUCCAUGCUCAUUCUACUUGUAGUAAUGGAUGAGUAAAUUUUAACGAAGAUGAAUGAACCAUUUUCAUCCAAUGAUUUUUUAUGAUGCAAGUUCAGCUGUGAACUUGGAAUUAGUACUUCCAUUCUUUUAGAAUGGAACUGAAAAGAAGACUCACAGAUUAUUACAUUCAUCAGUUUAUCACAUUACUUUUACUGCUUCACAGAGUUCAAGGAGUGGAUGGAUGUAGGGACUCUAAAUGGAAGAGACUUGCCAAUACAGGUUUGAUUGAGAAGUAUUAACGAAAUAUUUCAAUACAAUUGAAUGAGAAAGAUUUAUGAAUGUAUAAAAUAAUGAAUGCUUCGCAACAGCAAUAGAGUAACUAUUGACAGUAGUUGUUAAAAAAAUCCUAUGAAAACGUUACAAUUAAGAAAUAUCUUGCUUCUUCAAGUUGAAUUGUGAAUAAUAUUACCAAUUUGUAAAUAACGUUCAAGUAUAGUUGAUAAGACACAUCGCUACAUGUUUUUCAUUGAAUAAUUCUUGUACCAAACCAUGUUAUGUAAUCUCGAAAAAUUGAAUAAUGAAAUUUCAAUAUUGUAAAUUAUGUUAUAUAAAUUAUAGUUCAAUGUUAUAGGCUUAUCGAUAUUCUCAUGAUAUAUAUGCUGUAUAUAAUGCCUCACACAAUAAAAAUAUAUGAGUGUUUUACCCCU
Molecule: messenger RNA, 4114 nt
Organism: Nilaparvata lugens (brown planthopper)
Lineage: Eukaryota; Metazoa; Arthropoda; Insecta; Hemiptera; Delphacidae
Product: T-cell leukemia homeobox protein 3-like
Exons: 4
Coding region: 750-1631 (293 amino acids)
Biological process (GO): animal organ development; regulation of transcription by RNA polymerase II
Cellular component (GO): nucleus
Molecular function (GO): DNA-binding transcription factor activity, RNA polymerase II-specific; RNA polymerase II cis-regulatory region sequence-specific DNA binding
Source: RefSeq, a predicted model, not a curated record